This is a messenger RNA of Zasmidium cellare ATCC 36951, 1317 nucleotides long. RefSeq lists its product as uncharacterized. Gene Ontology annotation, molecular function: magnesium ion binding. Gene Ontology annotation, biological process: nicotinamide riboside biosynthetic process; nicotinic acid riboside biosynthetic process; nucleotide metabolic process. The transcript is spliced from 5 exons. Lineage: Eukaryota; Fungi; Ascomycota; Dothideomycetes; Mycosphaerellales; Mycosphaerellaceae. Bases 1 to 1317 code for a protein of 438 amino acids. The record is from RefSeq and is a predicted model, not a curated record.
AUGACGACGAGAUACCGCGUGGAAUAUGCGUUGAAGGAGAGACCAGUUCGUAAGUACAUAUACUUCCAAGUCAUGGCUUUCGCUGACACCGAGUUGAUCGAAUGGAUCAAAGGCUUGCUGGCCGUGCCUUUCGUGCUUCUCUCCCAACCAACCAACAUUCACGAAGAUGACAAACCUACGGUCGCCCAGAUGGCGCAAAGUGCCCACGAUCGAUACUCCCAGAUCAUGAAAGACGUUGAGGACCUCAUCAUAGAUCACAUCGCCCAUCAGAAACGCGGUGGUCUGUGGUCCACUGACACGAAGUCCAAACUGAAACUGCUUGUCCCCUCCGUUGGCAACUUCUUCACGCACUUGCCCCUCAAGGACGCCUUCGAGUUCCAAGAUCGAAGGCGGUUCAUUUCCAAUAGGCGAUUCGUGGCUCCCAGUUUUAACGACAUCCGGCUCAUUCUUAACACUGCUCAGGCUAUGUCUCUGGUUCGAACGAGUCGGUUAGAGUUGGUGACUUUUGACGGAGAUGUGACGCUGUAUGAUGACGGGCAAUCGCUCACGCCGGACAAUCCUUGCAUCCCUCGGAUCUUGCAUCUCCUGAAGAAGGGUGUUCGCAUUGGUAUUGUCACAGCAGCUGGCUACACCGAGGAGUCGAAGUACUACGGCAGACUUUAUGGACUUCUAGACGCUCUAGCCGAAAACGAUAUACCUGCACACCAGCUUGUGGUCAUGGGCGGCGAAGCCAAUUUUCUUUUUGCCUACACGCCACAUGCAGAGCACAGGCUAGAGCGAAUCGCGCCAGAGGUCUGGCAACUACCUGAGAUGAGCACAUGGACCGAAGAAAACAUCAAGAAUCUGCUAGACGUCGCUGAGUCUGCACUGAAGCAGUGCGUAUCAGCCUUGAACAUGCCAGUCUCUGUACUUCGAAAGUCAAGAGCAGUGGGCAUAUACCCUCCUGCGGGCGUCAAGCUGGCACGUGAGCAGCUCGAAGAGACUGUGCUUGUGGUUCAGCGGAUCCUCGAGAUGUCUCCUGCCGCCAAGAAAAUACCCUUCUGCGCAUUCAAUGGUGGGAAUGACGUCUUCGUUGACAUUGGAGACAAGUCGUGGGGUGUGAUGGCAUGUCAGCGGUAUUUUGGAGGCAUCGAGGGAGGGAGAAGCUUGCACGUGGGUGACCAAUUCUUGAGUGCAGGGGCCAAUGACUUCAAGGCUCGGCUUGCAUGUACAACAGCCUGGAUUGCCAGUCCAGCAGAGACAGUUGCCCUCCUCGACGAAGUUCAAGACCUCAGUGCAGCGAGAGGGAGGAGUCACAGCCUCAGUGGUGGUGCUUAA